UCUGAGCUGCAGCUUCUUCUCCUCCAGGAUGAAAUUCUACCUGAUUUUAUUCACACUGGUGUGUGUGAGGGCUCAGAUCAAACACCAGACUAUAGAACUAACAGCGUGUUCGGAUACAGAAAAAGAAUAUAUGAUAGGAUCUGAUGGGGAGGUGGAAGUUUAUUCCGAUUUUGUAAGGCAGCGGGCAGUAACUAAGCUGCCUCCAUUUGCUGAUCCAUUUGAGUACCCUGGAAUAUAUGAAACGAGUGUGGCAGACAUGGAGAUUUGCAAACAAAACUUACAAGUGCUAAUAAAAGACUACAAAGACCAACCGAUAGCAGAAGAUGCUCCCCAAACCUCCAUCUAUCCCAGGAAUAAUGUAAUAGUGGGAUCACAGAACACCCUCAUCUGCCAUUCAGAGCGUUUCUUUCCGCCACCCAUUAAAGUAACCUGGACUAAAAAUGAUGUAGACAUCACAGACAGCGCUAGACUCAGUCAGAACUACCCGAACAAGGGCGGCACCUACAACCAGUUUUCCUACCUAGACUUCACCCCAGAGGAGGGAGAUGUUUACUCCUGUGCAGUGGAACACCAGGCCCUCCAAAUGCCUGAAACUAAAAGAUGGGAUGUUGAUGUUGAGCGGCCCAGUGUUGGUGCGACUGUAUUUUGUGCAGUGGGUCUGACUGUUGGGCUGAUCGGAGUCGCUAUUGGAAUUCUGUUCAUCAUUUUAGCAAAACUAUGAAACAAUGAACAACAAGGAGUGUAAUUAUACUCAAAACUCAUGAUUUCAUUUUUGAUGUAAUAAAGAUUUUAAAAUUGAUGUAAGAAUUAUUUUUUGUAAUUUUGUUCUAGUUUGUUGUAACUUUAUAAUCAGGUAAAUGUCACUGGAUGCACUGAAUAAAUGAAAGUUUUUAAAUGUC
This is a messenger RNA of Trichomycterus rosablanca, 899 nucleotides long. RefSeq names its product H-2 class II histocompatibility antigen, I-E alpha chain-like. Gene Ontology annotation, biological process: antigen processing and presentation; immune response. The transcript is spliced from 4 exons. Lineage: Eukaryota; Metazoa; Chordata; Actinopteri; Siluriformes; Trichomycteridae. Gene Ontology annotation, cellular component: membrane; MHC class II protein complex. Bases 29 to 721 code for a protein of 230 amino acids. The record is from RefSeq and is a predicted model, not a curated record.